UUCACAUCACAUGGUUACCCGAUCCAACUCCUCCUUUAGUUCCAUCCUCAGAGUUUCUCAUUUACACAAUUCUUCCUCAGGAUUCCGAUUCGACUCGUCUGAAUCCCUUUCAAGCCUCCUCGAAAUCUCCAUCGGAAACCACUCGUUCAGCCUUACUCAGCAAUCCCACGCUAGGGCUCAUCGUUUGGGGCUCACGCAGCACGCACUCAUAGCGCAGAAGCUCAUCUCUGCGUCCUGUCAAUUCAAGCGCCCAAUUGAUGCGAAGCUCAUUUUCGACUCCCUCUUGGUUAAAAACUUAAUUGUUUGCAAUACGUUGCUGAGUGGAUAUGGAAACAACAGAGUCUUUUACGAAGCUUUCGCCCUUUUCAGGGAGAUGUGUAGAUCGUCCCUGUUGCCCUUACCGGAUGAUUUUACCUUUUCAGGAAUUUUUAAGGUUGUGGCGGAUUUCGGAGAGGUUUGGAUUGGCAGAAUGGUGCACGCUAGAGGUCUGCAAAAUGGCUAUUUGCAGGACGUUGUUGUCGGGAAUUCUCUGUUGUCAAUGUACGGACGGUUAGGAUUCUUCAAUGAUGCCUCCAAAGUGUUCGACGAAAUGCCUCUGAGAAAUGUGUCUUCAUGGAACGGAUUGAUUUCGUGCUACGCCAAGGUUUACGCUGAAUGCGACGAUCCUUCUUUGGAUGCUUACAGAUUUUGGGAGAUUGCGACGGAAAUGCAAAGUGCAGGGUUUAAAUUCAACGAGUUCACCAUCAUGACUCUCCUUUCGGUUUGUAAAAAAGAAUGCAGCCGCGGGAGGGAGCUGCAUUGUUAUAUAUUGAAGAACGUAUUGGAUUGGAAAUCCGACGUUCAAUUGGGGUGCAGUUUGAUCGAUAUGUAUUCAAAAACAGGAAAAGUUUGUGUAGGAAGAAGGGUCUUCGAUGCGAUGAACACUCGGAACGUUGGUGUCUGGACUGCGAUGAUCAACGGCUACGUGAGCGCCGAAAGGUUCAACGAAGGAUUAUUUCUUUUCCGCGAGAUGCAAUGCAGAGGCGGGACGAGAGCCAACGAGGUGUCUCUCGUCUCCAUCUUGCCUGCGUGCAGUUCAUCUUCUAAUUUGAUCGGAAUGAAGGAAAUUCACGGCUUCGCAAUCAGGAACGCGCUGAAUCGCAAACUCUCGCUGUGCAACGCCUUGAUCGAUACAUACGCCAAAUCCGGGAGCUUGAAGUAUGCCUCGCGAGUGUUUGACCACGAGUGCAUCAUUAGGGACAGGAUUUCUUGGAGUUCGAUUAUCUGCGGAUACAGUUUACACGGCCAUGGCAAGCGUGCAGUUUUCUUGUUCAACGAGAUGGUCAAGACCGGGAUUGAUCCUGACCAGGCAGUCGUGGUCGGGGUUCUUUCUGCGUGCAGUCGGUCAGGAUUGGAAAACGAAGGACUCCAAUUAUAUGACGCCGUCGUGAACCAUUACAAGAUAAAUCCGACGGUCGAGAUGUGUGCUUGUGUGGUGGAUAUGCUUGGGCGAUUAGGGCAGCUCGACCGGGCUUUAGGGUUUGUCCAAAGCAUGCAAGUUGAGCCGGGGGCUAGCAUCUGGGGUGCGUUAUUGUGCGCCGCAGUGCAGCAUGGGGAUUCAAGAAUUCAGGAGUUGGCGUACGCCUCCCUAAUCGCGAUAGAACCGGAGAAUUCAUCGAAUUAUAUCUCGGUUUCCAAUUUACUCGCAGCUUCGAAGAGGUGGGACGAGAUGGCGCGAGUUAGGAUGGUUAUGAAAGAAAAGGGGUUGAGGACGAGGCCGGGAUGCAGCUGGAUCAGCAUAAACGGUGCGACGCAUAGCUUUUUUGUCGGCGACAAGUCGCACCCUUGUUCGGACAUGAUUUACGCUGUGAUCGACGAAUUGAUGCAUACGAUGAAGGCUUCGCGUAGCGAUCCUGAGUUCGUAUAAGUUUGAGUGUUUUACAUAGAGAUCGCCAGACCCCAGUGAGCACCUGUUGGUAGUUGAUACGGUAUGUUAUGUGUUGAGAUCAAUGAUAGUAAGAGGCACGUGGAUUAUUGUCAUAUAUUGUCGGUUCAUUCGUUGUAUUUAUUGGCAUAGUAUUAGUUAAAUUAUAUGCAAUAGAUACAUGACAUAUCUAGGUGUUAUUCAA
Messenger RNA from Andrographis paniculata, 2108 nucleotides. Its product is annotated as pentatricopeptide repeat-containing protein At3g12770-like. NCBI's taxonomy places the organism in Eukaryota, Viridiplantae, Streptophyta, Magnoliopsida, Lamiales, Acanthaceae. The coding region runs from base 11 to 1906 and encodes 631 amino acids. The transcript has a single exon. The record is from RefSeq and is a predicted model, not a curated record. Gene Ontology annotation, biological process: RNA modification. Gene Ontology annotation, molecular function: RNA binding; protein binding.